UUUUUUGUGUGUGCAAAGUCGGAAAUUUUUCUAUUUAAAUCAAGCAGGCCCAGUUUAUUGAAUUGUUGUGACGUGGCCGUUCGGCAGACAGGAUUCUAUUGUUCCUAGUAAAUCAAGUUAUAUUAAAAAUGAAAUACUAUCUGUUGUUGGGGCUUUUGCUCGUAUCAGGCAUAAGUCAGAUUGCCGCUGAGGAUGAGGCAGGUGCCGAGAAAAUUGACCUGGAUUUGGGUGCAUUCAAGGAAGGCUCCAGAACUGAUGCUGAGACCCUGAAACGGGAGGAGGAGGCCAUCCAGCUGGAUGGACUGAAUGUUGCGCAGCUGAAAGAAUUACGCGAAAAGGCGGAGAAGUUCACCUUCCAGACAGAAGUGAACCGCAUGAUGAAACUAAUCAUCAAUUCGCUGUACCGCAACAAGGAGAUCUUCCUGCGUGAAUUGAUCUCGAACGCCUCCGAUGCCAUUGACAAGAUUCGUCUGCUGGCCCUCACCGACAGAAAGGAGCUGGAGAGCAACCCCGAGCUGCAUAUCCGCAUCAAGGCUGACAAGGAGAACAAGGCCCUGCAUAUCAUGGACUCGGGCAUUGGCAUGACACAUCAGGACCUGAUUAACAAUCUGGGCACAAUUGCCAAGUCCGGCACUGCCGAUUUCCUGGCCAAAAUGCAGGAUCCCAGCAAGGCGGAGGCUGGGGACAUGAACGACAUGAUUGGGCAGUUCGGUGUGGGCUUUUACUCGGCUUUUUUGGUCGCUGACCGUGUGGUGGUCACCACCAAGCACAACGACGAUAAGCAGUACAUCUGGGAGUCGGACGCCAACAGCUUUACCAUCACCGAAGAUCCCCGUGGCGAUACCCUCAAGCGGGGCUCGAUCAUUUCGCUGUACCUGAAGGAAGAGGCCCAGGACUUCCUGGAGGAGGAAACCGUACGCGAGCUGAUUCGCAAAUAUUCGCAGUUCAUCAACUUCCCCAUUCUGAUGUGGUCCAGCAAAACGGUCGAUGAGGAGGUGCCCGUGGAGGAGGACGCCGUGGCCGAGCCAGAAAAGACCGAAGAUGACGUGGAAGAUGUCGAUGAAGAGGCCAAGGUUGAGGAGGCCGCCGAUGACGACAAGCCAAAGACAAAGAAGGUGUCCAAGACCAUCUGGGAUUGGCUGCUGAUCAACGACAGCAAACCCAUUUGGACUCGCAAGCCGGCCGAUGUAACAACCGAGGAGUACAACAACUUCUACAAGAGCCUGACCAAGGACUCGAGCGAACCCCUCAGCCAGACCCACUUCAUCGCCGAGGGUGAAGUAACCUUCAAGAGUUUGCUGUACGUGCCCAAGGUACAGCCAUCCGAGUCAUUCAACCGCUACGGCACCAAGUCCGACAACAUCAAGCUGUACGUUCGUCGUGUCUUCAUCACCGACGAGUUCAAUGACAUGAUGCCCAACUUCUUGAGCUUCAUCCGCGGUGUUGUCGACUCUGACGAUCUGCCUCUGAAUGUGUCGCGUGAAACGCUGCAGCAGCACAAGCUGAUCAAGGUUAUCAAGAAGAAGCUGGUGCGCAAGGUACUCGACAUGCUCAAGAAGCUCGACAAGGAGUCCUACGAACAGUUCUGGAAGGAGUUCUCCACCAACAUUAAGUUGGGCGUCAUGGAGGAUCCCAGCAACCGAUCUCGCCUGGCCAAGCUGCUGCGCUUCCAAACCUCCAAUGGCAAGGGCGUUACCUCGCUGGCCGAGUAUGUGGAGCGCAUGAAGUCGAAGCAGGACCACAUCUACUACAUCGCUGGUGCCAAUCGCGUUGAGGUCGAGAAGUCGCCGUUCGUUGAGCGUCUGCUGAGCAAGGGCUACGAGGUGCUCUUCCUGGUCGAGGCUGUUGAUGAGUACUGCAUCUCGGCCCUGCCCGAAUUCGAUGGCAAGAAGUUCCAGAACGUGGCCAAGGAGGGAUUCAAGCUGAACGAGUCCGAGAAGAGUAAGAAGAACUUCGAGUCGCUGAAGGGCGCCUUUGAGCCUCUCGUCAAAUGGCUGAGCGAUGUCGCUCUCAAGGAUCAGAUCUCCAAGGCUCAGGUGUCGGAGCGUUUGAGCAAAUCGCCGUGUGCCUUGGUGGCUGGCGUUUUCGGCUGGACCGGCAACAUGGAGCGCCUGGCGAUGUCCAAUGCCCACCAGAAGUCUGAUGAUCCCUCACGCAGCUACUACCUUAGCCAGAAGAAAACUUUUGAGAUCAAUCCCCGGCAUCCACUGAUGCGCGAGCUGUUGCGUCGCGUCGAGGCUGACGAAGCCGAUGACACCGCCAAGGAUAUGGCCGUUAUGAUGUUCCGCACUGCCACUCUACGCUCUGGCUAUAUGCUCCAGGAGACGGCCAACUAUGCCGACAGCAUUGAGCAAAUGAUGCUCCAGACAUUGGGUGGGUCUCUGGACGAACAAAUCGAAUUGGAUGAGGAUGACGACACCACUGCCGAGGAUACCGAGUCGGGUAGCCAAGAGAACAACGAGAACAUCAAUGCCGAUGACGAUGAGGAGGAUCAGGCACAUGAUGAGCUGUAAAUCUACCGCUGCAGCGUACCACAUAAAUUGUAUAUAGGAGUGUGGAAGUCAGACUGAGUUUAUUUACAACACCUUCUGGACGGGCGUUGAGAGGAAGCUGCCGCCGUUUCAUCAAUAUUAAUACCUAGACACGUCUUUAGAUAUUAAGUAACACAAUUUCGUAAUUAUUAUGUGGCCCCAUCAUUACCACAAAACAAAUUCAGAAAGCUCUCCAUAAGACAUAAACAUACUUGAAACAUUCGCCUGGAAGAAGGUUGAACUCUUAUAGAUUUUAUUUUGAUGCAAUGAGAAUGAGAAAUGUAUGCAUGCAAAUCGUACUAAGUAACAAGAUUCCAAUACAAAUAAAGAGUGUUUAAUCAGUUCUCCAA
Messenger RNA from Drosophila obscura, 2881 nucleotides. It is a transcript of the gene Gp93, whose product is annotated as endoplasmin. The coding region runs from base 129 to 2513 and encodes 794 amino acids. Lineage: Eukaryota; Metazoa; Arthropoda; Insecta; Diptera; Drosophilidae. The transcript has 5 exons. Gene Ontology annotation, biological process: protein folding. Gene Ontology annotation, molecular function: ATP hydrolysis activity; ATP-dependent protein folding chaperone; ATP binding. The record is from RefSeq and is a predicted model, not a curated record.